Molecule: messenger RNA, 180 nt
Organism: Prunus armeniaca (apricot)
Lineage: Eukaryota; Viridiplantae; Streptophyta; Magnoliopsida; Rosales; Rosaceae
Source: the annotation of a GenBank genome assembly
AUGGGACCUGUGAGCGCACAACUCAUGAUGGUCUGGGUGCUCUGUCCCUGCAACGGAGAGGGGCGGGGUGUUGCGGACAGAGUGGGUUUCCAGUCUACAGACGGUAUGGGCGGCUCCGCAAAAUGCGGGUCUUGUCGGCCAGGGGGUCCCCUAGGAGCCGACGCCGGGCUUCCUCGCUAG